AUGGAGAGGGCAAGGAGGUGCCUGGCACGAAACGGAGGGCUCGACGAGGUGGGUGUGCUGCAGGCGUCCAGGCUGCAGGAGGAGCUCACGCGGUGGGAGGUGCGACGUGCGAGCGAGGCCGUGGCAGCCGCCAAGAAGAACGCCCGGCUGCGCCUCAAGCGCGAGCAGAAGGCAGCCCAACGGCGGGAAGAGCUGCGGCAGGCCUACCGGCGCGAGUACGACCGAGGCGCCGUGUACCUGCCGCCCGUGCUCGAGCCACCCAAGCCUCCCGCACCAACGGAGCAGGAGGUGGGCGAGGAGUGGCGAGCGGCCCGUGAGGAAGUCGCAGGCCUGCUGCCCGCCGACUGGGGCUCGGACCACGCCGACCGAGUGCAGUGGUGCCUCGGCUGGCUCGCCCACACCGACAAGCGACGACGCAUGAGCGCGCUCCACAGCCUGCACACAUUCCUAUCGCCCGCGGUCGAUGCCGAGUUCGGCGUCGAGCUGUGCGUGGAGGAGCGGCUGCUGGCGGUGAUGGUGGCCGGGUUGGUGCUUCUGUGGUCCAAGGAGAGCUGCGCGAUCGUGCGCGAGAAGCUGCUGGACGUGCUCGCCCGACACACGCUAGUCGGCGGCACCGACGACGACGAUGGCGACGACAGUCAGGUCGAGCCAGAGAGAGUGGGAGGGCACCACGACGUGGUGAACUCUGAUGACCUUCGUGCGGCGGCUGUGGAUGUGCUGGGCGUGAUGCAUUUCCUGCACUAUUACGGCACUGACCCGGCGGAGGGAGCCGGCGGUGAUGGUGACGAUGAAGACCCCGUGAUCGAGUUGAUCGACACCACCUUCACGCGGCUGUGCGCCGACGACCGCACUCCGGCCAUCGUGCGCGCCACGGCCCUGUCCGUCAUUGGUCUGCUCGGCACCCUGCUCCCUGCUCCUUACCUGGCGUCCUGGCUCGACACGAACGUGGAGCUCGUGCUGGGCUUCUUGUGCCACGACGACAUCUCGAUGCGGUUGGCCGGCGCCGACGCCUUGCUCGUCCUCCUCGCCGCCAUCCACGACGACCUUACUUUCGUCGUCGACGACGCCGACGCCGACGACGACGAGGCCGGCGUCGAGGCCGAGCUGCUGUCGGCAGUGCCCGGGCAGCACGAGCUGUUCCAGCUCCGGAGCCGGCUGGAGGAGAUGGUCAAGGCGAGGGACCGGCGGGCCAGCAAGGCCGACAACAAGUCCCUGCGGUCCCUGGUCGAACGACUUCUACAGCUCUUACACGCGAUCGCCCGGCAAACAGAUCAGCUGAAGGCGCGCAACGCCGACAAGGGCGACGAUGACGAUGAUGAAGAUGAAGAUGACGACGGCAAUGAUGACGAUGAUGAUGAAGACGAUGAAGAGGAGGAGGAAGAGGAGUAUGUAGUCGAACGGGAGUCUCCGCGCUUGCAGGUGACGCUGCGGCUGAUGGGAAGCAACAAGUGGAACCCGGGCGUCCAGCCCGAGCUCGCAGUCUAUUCCGAGCGGCACCGAAAGCAGCUCGAGGCGGUCAUGGCGCUCACCGGGCCGUCCCUGCGGCUGUACCUCCACGGAGGCGCCCUGGCGGAGCUGGUCGCGUGCGUGGUCGACGAGAACGAGCUCGUUGCGCGGGAACCGAAAGGGGCCAACGUGAGCAAGGGCAAGCACCCCUCGGUUGUGUUCGGUGAUUGGGAGGCGCAGACGAAGGUGACCAACCGGAGGAGGAAGUACUCCAUGGUGCAGCGCCUGCCCUACGGAACACAGUGGGCCGCGGGGUUGUCGGCCCAGAUCCCAGCCUCUUCCAGCCCAACCCGAACGUGGGUGUGCCACCGGUGA
This is a messenger RNA of Acanthamoeba castellanii str. Neff, 1821 nucleotides long. RefSeq lists its product as uncharacterized. Bases 1 to 1821 code for a protein of 606 amino acids. Lineage: Eukaryota; Discosea; Longamoebia; Acanthamoebidae. The transcript is spliced from 11 exons. The record is from RefSeq and is a predicted model, not a curated record.